Messenger RNA from Eremomyces bilateralis CBS 781.70, 898 nucleotides. RefSeq lists its product as uncharacterized. Lineage: Eukaryota; Fungi; Ascomycota; Dothideomycetes; Eremomycetales; Eremomycetaceae. The coding region runs from base 191 to 550 and encodes 119 amino acids. The transcript has a single exon. The record is from RefSeq and is a predicted model, not a curated record.
GUCUUCGCAUGGCAAAAUCAUAAAUCUGGGGAACAUAAAUGUGUAGCCGGUCGUCAUAAAGCGUACUCACAAAUUUGAUCAAUGGAUUUCGAAGCAAGACCUUCUGCUGCGCUCCGUGUGAUCCCCUCACAACCACCAUAAAACCUACUAUUUGGACCCAGCCUAUCAUCAUCAAAUAUAUUGAACCAACAUGAGGAUCCAUGCCGCUGUGAUCUUCGCCAUUGCUGGUACUCCUCUCGCGCAAUCACCCACUAUUACCUCAUCCGGAGUGCCUCUUCCCAACGCAAGCGAAUUCGCCUCCCAACUCGACGCCCUCAAUGCCUAUGUUAGCACCAUGGACCCCGCGGAACAGUCCAGUGUCUUAGCGGUCAUGGAGUCUGGGUACGACAUCGGGACUGCUGUGGCCAACAGCUUUCUUUCAUCCAUACAAGCCAACUCGCCUAGUGCCACGAUUCAAGGAACAACAAGCGGAGGAGCUGCGCCAACCUUAGGAGUACAUACAAUGGCAGGGCUUGCCGGUGUUGGAAUGGCGGCUCUUGGGAUGUUGUAAUAGGCAGAGGAGAGGACUAGAAGAGACUUGCGGGCUCAAUUUCAGGCUUGGGAUAAUAGGACUAGCAGGUUCAUGCGGAGCAUGAUGAAUGUACAGUUAGCAUUGUCUUGAUAAUACGAAAAGCGGCUGGCUCACUUGACAUGGACUUAUUUCAGUUGGGACUCAGGCAUCAAGAUCCUUUGAUGUUUGGAUGACCACUUUCAAGAUGGUCAAUCUCUUUUACCAACCUUUCCUUUAUACGAACAUUCUUCUAUAAAGACAAAGGUAAGGAAUUUGCUGCAAACGGAUAGGCAGGAAGGCUAUAUAAUGAGCGGUCCUAUACUGUUAUUUAGUAAAUCACAACUCAAC